CGCUGGAUUCACGCAUUGCCAUUGACGAGUCGGCGCGUCCGACAUUACCCUCAUUCUCAUGCAGGUCGUCAACAUGAUCCUCCGAAGGCCCCUUCUCCGCGCAACCACCGCAACAGUAUCAGCACCUCAUGUGUGCAUCCGAAACCUCCAUGCCUCGAUUCCUAUCCGUCCGAUUCCCAAACCCACGCCUUUUAUUCCCGACCACGCCUCCUUCCUCACCGCCAUUGGCCGAGGCCUCGCUGCGCACGCCGCUAAGAUACCCUCAUGGGACGCGCUGUUCACGCUCAAUUCCAACCAACUGAAGGAGCUUGGCAUUGAGCCCGCUCGGUCGAGAAGAUAUCUGCUGCACUGGCGCGAGAAGUUCCGGAACGGAGAAUACGGCAUUGGAGGCGACUGCCAGCAUGUCACAGAUGGAGUCGCCGAACUACGGCUCGUAGAAGCGCCUGUUGGACCUCAUCCUGUGCCGGGCAUGAGCGCACGCUCUGCCAUUUCGACCGCGACGCACGAUCCGGGAACGAGGAAAGUGGUGGUCAAUGUGCCUGCAGGUGCUGAGGCACCCGCUGAGGCUCUUGAGAUGCUAAAGGGCGUGCAGGGAGUUGUGGUUAAGGGCGCCCAGACUAUCAAGGGCAGUUAUGUGGAGCCGGUCAAGGGAAGCAAUGGGUUGAGGGCGAGGAUAAGGAUGCAGGAGGGGAUUUGGGAAGAGAGGAGAGGACACAAGGUGGAUGGUGGCGAGAGGAGGAAAGCGGAGGUUAGGGCGAAGAGGAGGGCAGCAGAGAACAAGGAGAAGAAGAGGUAGAUGUUGGAUUGGAUGUAGAAGCUCUAGGUUAGGCGAGGUUGAAGUGUAUAGUACACAUUGUUCGACUAUGGAAGUGUAACAUUCUAGCGAGGCUUCGAUACUUUCGUCCAAAUCCUCGAACCAGUCUACAACAUUCUCGGAUCACUACAGCUUCCUGGCGAUUUCUAGACACCAAUGCCUUAGGUGUAUAUUCCACCUACAAGCUUCCAAGAAGCUGCGGUAUCUGGGUGUGCCCA
Molecule: messenger RNA, 1032 nt
Organism: Trematosphaeria pertusa
Lineage: Eukaryota; Fungi; Ascomycota; Dothideomycetes; Pleosporales; Trematosphaeriaceae
Exons: 2
Coding region: 74-796 (240 amino acids)
Cellular component (GO): mitochondrion
Source: RefSeq, a predicted model, not a curated record